AUGGCUUAGUCAUCUAAAUUAUCUCCUUUGGGUUUGCCGUUCGGAUAAACUCAUAUGCCUCACCCAAGAUUUAAUCUGUUCCACAUUGAUAACUAAGAGAUUCAUUUGUAUCAAAUUUAAGCAGGUCUAUUUGUUGAUAAGCCAAAUGUGAAGCAAUUGGAUAGUGGAAAUUUACAUUUGAAUAGUAGAUCAAUUGUAUUUGAUAAUGAUAAGGUCUAAGAUCCUUUGGUAAAGCUAAGAUUUAAUUAAUAAUUCACAAUUGAACAAUUUAAUGGUGAAUAAAUGACAAGUCUCUUCAAUCAUUAAUCCAACAAUACUAGCAUCAAUCUUGCUAACAAUAAUUUCUUUUCAGCUAAUAACAAAAAUUAACAGUAGCACUCAAUAAUCUAAAAUUAAGAAGGAAUUCCUCAUUCAUCAACUAAGCAGCCCCUACUUCUAAAUAAAAUGAAUCAACCUCUUAAUACAAAUAAAUACACAUCUCUACCUUAGUCUGCAACAAAUAAUAAUACAAAUAAUGGUUUCACAAAUUAGUAGACUCCAUAUAAUGAUAAUAAUACAAAUAUUCACGAUGGUCUGGCUUAAUCCUAGUAGAAAAAUGAUGGUAAAGGCCAAAAACUUACUAUUAAAAAGCAAGUUCUUUAAAAAUCAAAGAAUAGAACUACAGAUUCUAUUGGUUCAGUCUCACCUUCAAAAACAUUUAGACCUCAAAUAUAGCAAUAAACAUUUGUCAGUCUUGAGAGUACAUAAAAAUAACAAUUCCUAAGGGAGUUUUAUGUGUUUAUAACUAAUAAAUUGUCUAGUUAGCAUCUUGGUAUGUUAGAAAAUCAAAAUAACGCCAAUAUAAGUACCUCCUUUAUCCAAGAAAAAAUCUUUGAGAUGCAAAUCUUACUAAUAACUGUGAAAUAAGUAAUCAAAAUUCCAAGAAAGCCACCUGGACCACAAUAUCUGGAUUAAGACUAAAAAAGCAAGCUUAAUUAAGAUAAUCAACCUAGGUACCUUCUAUUUGUUCUAUUAUAAGAAGAGCCUAUAAGAUCUCAGUUCAUAAAUAAUCUUAUGCAAUUUACCUAGCCAGAUACCCUAAGUCAAGGACAAGGGUUAUAUCUGUCAGAAGAUGAUAUAUUACGCAGAUAUAUAGAUAAUGAGAAAAAGCGAUACUUAGAAUAUAUCAAGCACUCUGAGAAGAAUGAUAAAAGCUAGAAAUUUUUAAUUAAGUAGAUAGUUAAAAGAAUUACGAUUGAGGGUGAACAUACCUAUUUGAUGCUUUUAAGAUAAGAUGAAAGCAAGUAAUUUAGCAUAUAACUUAUUCCGAUAAUGAAUGCUCCCUUUUAAGCCAAUUAAAUUGAUAUCAAUAUGGACAAUAUUAAGUUUGCUCUCACAUAUAGAUUUAUGUUCGAAUAUCAUUCCAUUAGAUUAGUCACUCAUUUUACUUCAGACGAAUUUAUAGUUACAUUCUAAACAAAAUAGCAAUAAGAAAAAUGUCUUAAUCUGAUAUUGAAACAUUCACCAAAUCUAUAAAAUCAAGUAAUUGAGAAUGUUUAGUAUUUCCAGGUAAGCUGGGCUAAUGGCUAAAUUUCUAAUGGAGAUUACUUACUUUACAUUAAUUUUAUCUCACACAGAUCUUUCAACGAUUUAACCCAAUAUCCAGUUUUCCCUUGGAUCAUUUAAGAUUAUAAAAAUGAUCAAUUAAAUUAUUCAAAGCAAUCAAUCACAUUCAGAGAUUUAUCUAAGUAACUAGGUGCUCUUUCACCAGAUAAAUUGGAUUAAUUCAAAUCUAAAUACUUUGAAAUAAUAAAUAAGUCUUCUACGCUGGUUAAUACAUACCCUCAUAGUGGAAUUAACAGCGGAACAUUAGGUUCAGUAACUGAAUCUGAGAAACCAUAUAUGUUCUUAAGUCACUAUUCAACACCAGGUAUUGUACUCUACUAUCUUAUAAGACAGGUUCCUUCUUACAUCCUAAAAGUUUAGAAUGAAGGAUAUGGUGGACCACCGGAUAGAAUAUUUUUUGAUAUUGGCUCAUCAUGGAGUAAUGGUAUGAAGGUCUUAGCUGAUAAUAAAGAGUUAAUUCCAGAGUUUUAUUUCGGUGAUGGAAGUUUCCUUCAAAAUUUAAACUAACUUGAACUUGGACUGAAUAAUUUGGAAGAGCAAGUUAAUCAUGUUACCCUACCCCCUUGGGCUAAAUCUCACUAAGACUUUAUUAUCAAAAAUAGAGAAGCCCUAGAAUCAAAUUAUGUCUCCGCAAAUCUUCACAUCUGGAUAGAUCUAGUAUUUGGACAUCUAUAGAAAGGAGAGAAGGCCUCAUUUGCAAAUAAUUUGUUCUAGCCAACUUCAUUGGAGGAUAAUGUAGAUUUUAGUCAGAUAUCAUCCCCACUCGAAAGACUCGCAUUAGAAGCACAAUUAAGAAAUUUUGGCCAAUGCCCAGUGCAAGUGUUUUAAUAGCCUCAUUUAGAGAGAUAAUUAAGGUAAAUAAGUUUAAAGAGUAGUCCCUCAAAUUAAUAAAAUAAUCAAAAUAACAUGCAAGAUCAAGGUGGACUAGAAUAGUAAUGUGAGCUACAAUUAAAUGAAAUUUAGAACUUAAAAAAAGCUUUUGAUGAUAUUAAUGAAAAAAACGAAGAAAAUCUAAUGAAAUAGAUGCAAGAAUUUAAAUUUUUGGACGAGAAACACAGACGUAGAAUAACUAGGUAUCGUGAAGAUAGUGAUAAGCAAAUAGCUAAAUAUAUUUAGAUGGUUACAUUCUUGAAGCAGCAAAAGAAAUAAAUUAAGGACGAGCUUGAUCAUUAGAAAGCAAAGGAGACUGAAUACAUGAUGACGAUUGACAACCUUAAAUUGCAAUUAUAUUAAUAACAGUAGACUUUGCAAUUUUCCCAGCAAUCUCAUAGCAGAGGAGUUAUUGGAAAUUUUAUGGGAUAAGACACUGGUAAAUAACCUCCAAUGAGUGCAUAGAUGAGUAGAUUGAUUGAAAAGAAGCCAGCUACAGCUGAAUACCUAAAAUCAUUAGAUACUGGUUAGUUUAGUACUCUCAACGAAAAAGAUGUUGGAAAUGUAGCUAAUUCAGGCCAUAAGCCAUAUAUCCUUUAGUAAGCCAAAGGUGGGUUGGAUAAAAAGAAAUCUUAGUAAUUAGCUGGUGCUUCUACUAUAGCGAAUUCUAGGUUGGGCAUUGUCACUUCUGACUCUCAUAAUAGUCAUUAAAUAGGUUAAUUAGGCAUCAGAAAUAACUAGAGCGUAAUUAGCAAUUCCUAGUAAAAUAAUGGCAACAAUAUCAAUCUAAAUACAAAUAAUAGCAAUAAAAACCAAAUAAAGCCUAAGAUUAUCAAUAAUUAGCAGUGA
Messenger RNA from Stylonychia lemnae, 3324 nucleotides. The record is from the annotation of a GenBank genome assembly. Lineage: Eukaryota; Ciliophora; Spirotrichea; Sporadotrichida; Oxytrichidae.